AUGUUCCGCUUCUUGCACAACCUCUCUGCUAGUCGGAGAUUUGUUUCUGCUCUCCGCCGCUUUAAACACACCGGUGUGGUAACAGCUUUUUCUGUAUCUGUUACUUCUUGUGCUUUUUUGUUUCCUGUCGCAACUGAGAGUCACCCCUUUCUAUCUUCAAAUCAGAAACUUGAUUCCUUCGUUCUUUCUCGGUGUCUUCAAUGGCAACUUGAUGCUAACCUGUCGGUGGUUCACCAGUUAUUACGCGAAUAUGAACUGAAUGUACAUCACUUGUCAGAACUGUUGAACAGGCAUGCUGACUUACUCCGUUUGUACUCUACUGAAUCAGAGAACGAUGACCCCACAGUAGCGGAUGAAAUUUUAUCGGUGAGAUCCGAAUGGAACAAUAGACUGAAUCAACUUGAUCAACUGGAACUGGCGCUACAGUCUGGAAUCGGAACUUUGCGCUCUGCAACAGAGACGGUUUUUAUGGCUGAAGACUUACUGAACCGAACCUAUGUUCAUGUACCUGUCGAUAAUCUCCCAGGUCUCCAUUUAUCGGCCCAGGCCAGUCGUACCCUUCAUGCUGCGGAAACUGAACUGACCAGAUUGUCAGGACUUCGUAAAAAAACAUCGGAACAAUGGUUCGUUCUCGUCAGUGAACACAUCAUUAACUGCACACCUAACGAGCAUGACCAAAAAUAG
Opisthorchis viverrini is the source of this 684-nucleotide messenger RNA. RefSeq lists its product as hypothetical. The record is from RefSeq and is a predicted model, not a curated record. Lineage: Eukaryota; Metazoa; Platyhelminthes; Trematoda; Opisthorchiida; Opisthorchiidae. The transcript has a single exon. Bases 1 to 684 code for a protein of 227 amino acids.